Geodia barretti is the source of this 474-nucleotide messenger RNA. The record is from the annotation of a GenBank genome assembly. NCBI's taxonomy places the organism in Eukaryota, Metazoa, Porifera, Demospongiae, Tetractinellida, Geodiidae.
AUGACAGCCACCAGCUGCACCAUCGAGAGCCCCGUCGGCCCGCUCACGAUCACCGCCGAGGACGGCGCGGUCACGGCGGUCGACUUCGGUGGCGGCGGCGGACCCCGCCCAAACACAGGCGUGCUGACGGAGGCCGCGCGCCAGCUCACCGAAUAUUUCGCCGGCGACCGCCGCGAAUUCGCGCUGCCCCUCACGCCCCAAGGGACGCCCUUCCGCCGCCGGGUGUGGGCGGCGAUGCAGGCCAUUCCCUAUGGCGAAACCCGGAGCUACGGUGACCUCGCCCGCGCGCUUGACAGCGCGCCCCGCGCCAUCGGCGGCGCCUGCGGUGCCAAUCCGAUCCCCCUCAUCAUCCCGUGCCACCGGGUCGUCGGGGCAGGCGGCGCGCUCGGCGGCUUCUCCGGCGGCGCCGGCUGUGAUACCAAGCGCCAACUUCUCGCGCUCGAACGCGCGCUUCCGCCGACGCUUUCGGUCUGA